AUGGGGGCAAGUUGCUAAUCUUGUUGUGCUAAUAAGGACAAUGAUAAUACAGAAAUGAAAUUAACUUAGGAUAAAGCAAAACCUAAGUCUAAUAAAUAAGAAAAUGAUCAAAAAAAAGAAGAAUAAAAGGUUUAAGUUAAAGAACAUGAAAGAUUUAAUAUUGAUUAAGAAUAAUAAAAAUAAAAGAAAGAUUCAAAAAAAGAACAAAAAAAAGAAUCUGCAAAAGAAGCUCCUACUAAGAAUGUUGAUGAAAAUUCAAAAAAAUCAUUAGAAUAAGAUAAAUAAUUAAAUAUAUCUGCAAACCAUUCAGUUAGUAUGAAUGUAGCAAGUAAUCAAGAAGGAAAUGACCUCAUUAAAAGUACUAUGAAUUGUACUGAAAGAAAGAAGUUACCUCCAAUAUAACUAGAGUCUGGUGCUGUUUAUGAAGGAGAGUGGAAAAAUGGUAUGAGAGAUGGAUAUGGAAAAUAAAAAUGGCCAGAUGGUUCAAUUUAUGAAGGAGAAUGGGUUGAAGAUAAGUCUUCAGGAAGAGUAAAAUUAAACUAUUAUAUAUAGGGUAGAUUGACUCAUGCAGAUGGAGAUGUUUAUGAUGGAGAAUGGAAAAAUGAUAAAGCUAAUGGUAAAGGAACAUAUGUACAUGUAAAUGGUGCCAAAUAUGAAGGAGAGGUAAAAUUAAAUUCUAUUUCUAGUGGGAAAAUGAUAAAUAACAUGGUAAAGGAGUUGAAAAUUGGCCAGAUGGAGCUAAAUAUGAAGGUUAAUAUUUUGAAGGUAAAAAACAUGGAAAAGGUAUACUCAAUUUUGCUGAUGGUUCAAGAUAUGAUGGUAUAGAUUUAAUCAAUAUUUUAAGGUGAGUUCCUCCAAAAUGAUAUACAUGGAGAAGGAACUUAUAUUUGGCCAGAUAAAAGAGUUUAUAAAGGUUAAUGGAAGAAGAAUAAAAUGCAUGGAAAAGGAUAGAUUAUUUGGUAGGAUGGUCGUAAAUAUACUGGUGUAAUGAUUUUCAUUUAUAUUGUAGGAAUAUGAAGAAGAUAAAAAACAUGGUAAAGGAGUAUUUGAAUGGGCUGAUGGUAGAAAAUAUAUAGGAACUUGGAUAUAAGGUAAGAUUAUGAAUUAAUUUUUUAGGAAGAUAACAUGGAAUUGGAAUCUAUUAUUUAUAAAAUAAAGAAGUAAAAGUUGGAGAAUGGAAUGAAGGAAAAAGAAUAAAGUGGUUUGAAAAGAAUGAAAUUGAUUAGUUAAUAUCAGAAUAAAAAAUUAAUAGAGAGGAUUUGCAUUAAUAGGAUUGA
Messenger RNA from Paramecium primaurelia, 1277 nucleotides. The record is from the annotation of a GenBank genome assembly. Lineage: Eukaryota; Ciliophora; Oligohymenophorea; Peniculida; Parameciidae.